CAGCCAGCGUGGUGGUACUUUGGCACGUUGAUUGACAGUGCCAUCCAUGCCACGGUAAACUGAGUCUUCGGUCUUAUUCAGCAGCAAUUGCUUGUCACAUUCUGUUUAGUUCGCUAGGGUUCAACUGUUCCGAGUGCCAGCGUUGAUGGGCUUGCACUCGGAUUGACCAGGCUAGGCCAUGGUCCAAUGUGUCUGGAAUCCACAAGAGGCAUUGUUCUUGCACUCUUCCGGGUUGUCCGUCACUCUUGGCCACCUGGUCGUCUUGUCUUCUUUACUUGUCGCCUCUCUCUCAGUCGCGAAUCACCGCGAUGGGAGUCAUCGACGUGGACUCUGCUUUAUCCCACAACCAAACACAUUUUGCUAUCGAGCCGUGUUCCUCGCAGUAGGUCUAAUCAAGGUGCGGGCGGACCUGACGCCGUCAUGAUUGAGGUCCCACGGCGGAGAUGGUGAGGACUAUGGUGACAACUUGCUUGUAGACGGAGAACUGAAAUCGGGCGAUCGGGCCACACAUCGAGGCUGUCAAGCCAUCUGCAUAUUCAGAUCAUUAUGAACAAUUUCAAUGGUCCAUGAUGGCGGAUGGAAACUCUGUCGCGGAUGCAUUUUAAGACCAUGGCAGCGAACAGCCUCCCGACAAACGCUCUUGCAAUGUUGAGUACGCCUUAUCGCGAAUUCUAGUCGCGGAUUCCUCAUCGCCUUGCCAGCCAUUGAUCACCCACACCAUAUCACUUGCCUGUCGAGUCCCCAACCUUUUUUAGCGUUCAGCAUUAGAGUGACAAAACCUGGAAAAUCUACGGUGUCUGAUGACUUGAAACAAGAAUUCAGCGCAUCGUUCUUGUGAGCACUGAAGGAUGCUUUGCCUGCUAUACCUGGAGCGCUUCCGUUACGUAAUCACCGCGGUACAACUUUUGGGCGCCAAUAUUUCCCGCUGCGAGUACUUUAAUUGACAACUCUGGGGUCGUGUGGUCGUUCUUAACUUGGAAGCCUAGCCGUCUUUCCAUUUCUGUGUUCUUCAUCCAAAAUCAGUUUGUAAAUGCACAAACACUGUCUCUCUUGGCGACUGAAUCAAAAACCAAACCGAGACCUGAAAACAUUCUCACCAAAGUGCAACAUCACAUAAAUCAGCUCCGCGGCGCUCAUUUCCACCAUGUCCAACGACUUCCAGCUAUUUACAUCCCUUCGGUAUGACCCAGGGCUCAUAAGAGUGCCCAAAAGGCGCUUGGCCAAUGCGGGAUGGAACGCCAAAAUGACGUCGCCCUUAUAUAUGCUGGACCUCCACCGGGAUCGGAUGUUACGGGCUGCCACCUACUGGGGUUGGACAUCUGCUAUCGAAGCUAUUUCGGACUCGGCCGGUCUCCAGAGGCUGGCUGAUGUGAUUGAGUCUUUCUUGGCCCAGCACGGGAAGGAGUCGGCUAAGAGAGUCAAGGUGCUUCUGAACUCGGAGGGGCAUCUCAGCUGCGAAGCGUCAACGGUGCCCGCCGUGCCCUUGGAGAACCUCUUCCCGGAACGACUACCAGCGCCAGGAAGUUCCAAGCAGGCCGGAGAACCGUCCGAGGAUUCUCCUGUGGAGGUGUUAAUUGACACAACGGAGACUCAGCAGUCAGAAUACACGCACUACAAGACAACAAAACGAGCCAUGUACGACACUGCCCGAGACCGCGCCGGUAUCGCUCCAGCAGACCGCAAGGAAGUCCUUCUCGUCAACUCCAAAGACGGCAACAUUAUGGAGGGUAGCUUGACAACCCCGUUCUUCUGGAGAAACGACAGGUGGGUCACUCCGCCGGUAUCUGCCAAAUACAACCCCGAAAAUGGCAGCGGCGGGCAAGACGGGACAUCCCGCAGAUGGGCACUCGAACGCGGUCUGGCCGUGGAAGAAGAGGUCAAAGCCGACAGCAUUGUGGACGGAGAGCCAUGCUGGGUUAGCAAUGGUGUCCGCGGCUUCACGUUUGGGAGAGUGCGACUCGAUCCUGCCAAAGCAAGUUGAAUACUAGUAGACCGAUGACAUUCAAUACAUCUUAGUGAUGAGUCUUAGGUACUUGGGGUUGCCGACCACGCAGUAUCCGUCAAGUCAAAGUCUAUAGUCUCUGGCAAUAGAGGCUACUUCGUCCUUGCCAGGCAUCAGCUGCAUGCUUUACUCCAAAUAACUGCACCACACCUUCUAUUCCAACCGUGUGCGGUCAGUGAUACUACUAU
Molecule: messenger RNA, 2190 nt
Organism: Colletotrichum destructivum
Lineage: Eukaryota; Fungi; Ascomycota; Sordariomycetes; Glomerellales; Glomerellaceae
Exons: 2
Coding region: 1145-1981 (278 amino acids)
Molecular function (GO): catalytic activity
Source: RefSeq, a predicted model, not a curated record